Molecule: messenger RNA, 774 nt
Organism: Python bivittatus (Burmese python)
Lineage: Eukaryota; Metazoa; Chordata; Lepidosauria; Squamata; Pythonidae
Source: RefSeq, a predicted model, not a curated record
AUGUAUUAAGCAGCCAGCAGAAAGACAUACUCUUCAAGGUAACUGGUUGUAACUAUGUGACGCGGCCAAUUCGGUGUGUGCUGAACAGUCCUUACCGCACCAUCACUGGUGAAUGCAACAACAGGGAACACCCACAUUUUGGAGUAGCAAAUCAUGCCUAUGCACGUUGGCUUCCAGCAGAGUAUGAAGAUGGCAUAUCCCUUCCAAGAGGACUGAUUGAGGGGCAACUUUAUCAUGGACAUCCUCUCCCUCUGGUACGGAAAGUAUCCAAUGAGAUCAUCACUACUUCCAAUGAGAAUGUCACGGCUGAUCAGGAACGCUCUCUUGCAUUCAUGCACUGGGGGCAGUGGAUUGACCAUGACUUGGACUUAGCUCAUGAGAGCCCAACCAACAUUGAGAAUAAGAAGGUCGAGUGUGAUACUAGUUGCAACUAUGUACCUCCUUGCUUUCCAAUUAAGAUCCCCCCUGGAGAUUCACGGAUUGUGACUCCGGGCAUUUGCAUGCCAUUCGUUCGGACAGCCGCAGUGUGCAACCCCAAAACGUUUGUCCGCGAACAGCUCAAUUCAAUCACCUCGUUCCUGGAUGCCAGCGCGGUGUACGGGAGUGAAGAGCCUUUAGCAAGGAGUUUGCGGAACCAAAGCAACUCGCUUGGUCUCAUGGCAAUCAACCAGAACUUCACCGAUGCGGGUCUGGCCCUUCUGCCUUUUGAGAACAAUUCCAACAGCCUCUGUCUACAUACGAAUAAAACUGCCAAAAUCCCAUGUUUUAAAGCAG